AAAUGUUAAUCAAAAAGGGCUACCACCUACUCUUGGACCAGGUUGGUUUUGGGUAAUUAGCAGGAUGUGUGGUUGAGUUUAUCACCUGUGGCCCACCAAGGAGGGAGAAGACUAGAUUAAUCAUUGACUCUUUUCACUGCAAUAAUAAUAUGAGUGUGAAGAAGUUUUAGAGGAUCAGUAUGAUCCGACAGGCUCUGGGAAUCACGACACAAUUUAAGAGGCCGAAUUCUUAAACUCUUAUUUCCUGAUGAUUUAUGAUUGUUUCAUUCAUUUUUGCUCCUUCAGUUGUAGCAUGUGGCUAAAAAGUUUCCAUGUUUCUCCUGCCUCGAAUAGUUCAUACUGAAAUUGAUUGAAUUGCUUUAAAGGCUGGCUUCGGAUUACCCUAUCAGUAAAAUUGCCUUAACAGGGAUUUGAGAAGCUAAGAAGGAUUUGAUGAAACUUCAUCCGAAUGAAUUAAUCUUAAUAGGUAGCAGGUGAAAAAAAUAAACAAGCAACUUGCACGUGCCACUUAGUGGAAAGAUUAGAUAUAUCUAAGAAGUCUAAAUAAGGAGUCACAUGCAAACUUAGGUGCACACACUUUGACAAUUUCUCUUCACCUGUCCUUCUCUCUUGUUUUUAGGUUGGGCUGUGACUGGCAGACAAGAAGUCUUUCUAAAUGGACAAGAAUUAUAAAUUCGGAACCCCCUGAUGCAGCUUUUGCCCUGAUUUAAAGCCGUUGUUUUCUGGCCGUACUUCCUGGCUUUGAAGGAUGGGUGAUGGGCCUGUGACUGAUCUUGCCUGCCUGCCUCAUCCCAUCCUUCAAUGGAGCCGAUGUGGAACACCUCCCACCCACCUCCACAGCUCAUGUCCAACAUGUCUGCCUCCUCUCUGCCUGAGGGCUGGGCUCUGUCUCAGACCCUAGCCCUACUGGCCAUGCUGCUCAUGGAUCUGCUGGCUGUGUUGGGUAACGUGGCCGUCAUGGCGGUGAUUGCCAAGGCCCCACAGCUCCACAAGUUUGCCUUUGUCUUCCACCUGUGUGUGGUGGACCUGCUGGCGGCCCUGGUGCUGAUGCCCCUCGGCAUGCUCUCAAGUCGAGCCUUCUUUGGGGAAGCCCUGUGUCGGAGUUACCUCUUUCUCAGCGUGUGCCUGGUUAGUGCUGCCAUCCUCUCCAUCUCUGUCAUCAAUGUGGAGCGUUACUACUACAUCAUACACCCUAUGCGCUACGAGGUAAAGAUGACUGUUGGUCUUGUAGCGUCAGUACUGGUGGGGAUUUGGGUAAAAGCUCUGGCCAUGUCUGCUCUGCCACUGCUCGCUUGGUUCCUGCAAGGUGGGAGAACUCCUCUUCUGGAGGGAAGUGGGGUUGGGGGAAUAAGCGGUGGGGCAGUCGCACCUCCAGCUGCUCAGGGUCAUAGGCGCUGCUCUCUGCAUUGGACAGGGGGAGCGUCAAACCGCAUGGCCUUCAUGGUCCUGUUCACACUGGUCUAUUUCCUUUGUCCUCUAAUGCUCAUUCUUGUGGUGUACUGCAAUAUGUUCAAAGUGGCUCGGGUUGCGGCCAUGCACCAUGGCCCUCUGCCCACAUGGAUGGAUACACCUCGUCGCCAGAGGUCGGAAUCACUCAGCAGCCGUUCAACGAUGGUAACCAGCUCUGGGACCGGGACCGGGACGGGAAGAGGGACCCCUCAGCGACCCUUUGGGGGAGGAAAGGCUGCAGCAGUGCUGGCAGCAGUGGGUGGGCAAUUCCUUUGCUGCUGGCUGCCCUACUUUACUUUCCACCUGUAUUCAGCACUGGCUGCCAGCCCUCCAGCCACACUGGCCUCUCUUGAGGAGGUGGUCACAUGGAUCGGCUACUUCUGCUUCACCUCCAAUCCUUUCUUUUAUGGCUGUCUCAACAGGCAGAUAAGGGAGGAGCUGGGCAAGCAUCUUCCUUGUCUAUUUCGUCGAGCAGGAGCCGAGAUGGAGGAAAGACUUCCCAGUCGUGAAGGAUCCAUAGAGGAAAACUUCCUACAGUUUCUUCAGGGCACUGGUUGCAACUUGGACCCUCAAAACUCUCACAGCACCUCCAGUCCAAAAGGUGAGGCUGGCUGUCCUGUGGCUCAGCCCCAACCACCAGAGCCGGCACAGCCCAUACCCAUUGAUUUCCGAAUUCCUGGGCAAAUUGCAGAGGAGACUUCAGAGUUUAUUGAGAAUGAACAGGCGAAAAACAACCAUAUAUGUACAGACAAUUAAGUUUGAAUUCCUUUAUUUCCUGAUUAUAAGCCUACUUUUGAUAAUUCAGACAUGUGCAGUUUCAGGAUAUAUUCCAGUGAAAACAAGAUGAUCUAUCUCUACUGAUGGCUGUCCACUUCAUGUCGAUGACCUUUGAAUCAUUGCACUUUAACUCACCAGAUUUUGUCCUUGAACAGUUAUGUUGACACAAUUUGAUGCAGUUGAUUGCUCUGAUCUGUACAGUGAAGGAAACAGUAAAAUAACACUGAUGUAAGUAGCUAAAGUCCUUCUUUGAAAAAGAAAGAAAAACCUAUAGAAGUAUAUUUUUUUAUUCCAGAACUUUGAGGUACAGUAUUCCUUCUGAUCUCCUAUUAGGGAAAGUUACCUGAUACAUUGACUUCCUCUCAAUUGUACCAAAGGCAGAAUGCUAUAAGGCAAUCUGCCUUAGAUAUUCAGAGGACAAAGUGUUCCAACAAGCUAACUGACACUGUAUUUGUGACUGUAAAUUAUUGCAACAAAAGUAAAGACAUGAUAGACAGCAAUAAAAUUGUAAACCGUAUUUAGGGGAUCCAUUGAGGAAAAAGCACUACUGUCACUUUUGAUUGGUAGUGGGGCUUUCGUUGUGGAUAACGCCGCUCUUAACCCAUUUGCCAAUCUGCCAAUUAUAGUUGAUGAGGAGGUGUACAUGUUGUGGCCUAACUCUCAAUGAAUCACAAGUUGUUUACAGAUAGAUCUGAUUUUUUUCCCUCCUUGUCGGUGCUUGUCCAUACAUAUCUUUUUUUAUGUCCCGAAAAGAAAACCAGAUCUUUCGGGAGAUCAGUGUAGGACAAAAGUUGGAUUAACUCACCCAGCUUCCUGCCGUGUGAUGUAUUUAUAAGUGUAUUUGGAUAUAAAACCUAAAAAACAACAUUAAUUGAUGCACUGCAUUACAUUCAAAUAUGAUUCUCCCAUUUGUAAUGUACUAAACUGUGUGUUAAGUUAGUAAAACAGUAUGAGUUCAGGGUUAUGUGUUUCUCUUAAUACACACAUUUUCUUUUCAAUUGUGAGUACUUGUUUGAAUGUUAUUUUGAGGAGUAUUUUAACUCAUAUGCAGUAAAUGCCUUUGUUUCUUUUCUAGAGGUGAUUUUUUUUUUUUUAAAUCCAAGAAGUAGAAAACUUUGACUACCCUGUUGUAUAACAGCUUUUUAUACAGUACCUCAUGUGCAAGAAAAGAAAAGAAACAUUAUUUUACAAUCCUGGACAGUUCCCAGUCAA
This is a messenger RNA of Labrus mixtus (cuckoo wrasse), 3438 nucleotides long. Its product is annotated as G-protein coupled receptor 61-like. Bases 802 to 2205 code for a protein of 467 amino acids. Gene Ontology annotation, cellular component: plasma membrane; endosome; signaling receptor complex. NCBI's taxonomy places the organism in Eukaryota, Metazoa, Chordata, Actinopteri, Labriformes, Labridae. Gene Ontology annotation, molecular function: G protein-coupled receptor activity. Gene Ontology annotation, biological process: G protein-coupled receptor signaling pathway. The transcript has a single exon. The record is from RefSeq and is a predicted model, not a curated record.